ACUCUAACCACUCCCCACUCCUGGGCGACGACAGUCCAAAUCGUUCCUCCAUUGAUAGCACGUUGUUUUAUUGAUCAAAAUAAACAAUGGCUCUAAUGUUCUUCGAUACUGCAGGUGAAUCGAGUCUCGAAAACAGAGAAACAUUAGUAGAAAGCGACGACGAUGUGGAUUUCGAGGGAUCUGAUCUAGACCCCGCUCGACUGAAAAUUAAAAAGCUAGUAAAGGAGAAAAGGAAAACUCUUGCAACCAACGACAUCGAUCUCGAUGAAUUCGAAAUCGAAAUGGGCUGGAAACAAGAAAAAAAGACGAAAUCCCUAGUUCCAAAGAUUCUUGACGUCCAAGAGCUUUCGCAGGCGGUCGAUCCAGUCCCCGAAAUCCUCCGGAAGACGGCAAUUAAGCCAGGAUUUGAACAAUUAAUGCAUGUUCCUAAAUAUGAAUUAAGCAAGAGGCAGAGGAAAGCCAGAGCUGAGAAAGAACGUAAAGAAUCUAAAGGGAAGAAAUGGUUCAAUCUGCCAGCUACAGAAAUGACUGACGAAAUCAAGCACGACCUGGAGAUUAUUCAAAUGCGAUCGGUUCUAAAUCCUAAGCAAUUCUACAAGAAGAAUGACAUCAAGACUCUUCCGAAAUUCUUCCAAAUUGGAAAAGUUGUUGACACACCACUGGACUUCUACCAUGGGAGAUUAACUAAGAAGGAGAGAAAGCGAACGAUUGUCGAUGAACUCAUGGCUGACGCUGAAUUUGCUAAAUAUAAUAAACGAAAAUACAAGGAAAUUGUUGAUGAAAAGAGGAAGAUGCAGUACAAGGCUCAUCGACAUGCAAGAAAAUUGAAAGGGAAGAAGAAAUAAUUUUUGUUUCGUUUGUACAUGUUGUUAGAGCGUAUAAAAAAUUGAAUAAAAAUAUCUUUUGUAUUUAAA
Molecule: messenger RNA, 914 nt
Organism: Diachasmimorpha longicaudata
Lineage: Eukaryota; Metazoa; Arthropoda; Insecta; Hymenoptera; Braconidae
Product: deoxynucleotidyltransferase terminal-interacting protein 2
Exons: 2
Coding region: 87-845 (252 amino acids)
Biological process (GO): RNA processing
Cellular component (GO): nucleolus
Molecular function (GO): RNA binding
Source: RefSeq, a predicted model, not a curated record